UGCACCUGUGUCUUUGUGACAGCGCUCAAAGAGCCCCCUGGGUCUUCUUCCCUGGCCCAGCUUUGCUUGGGAGAGCUUCCAGGCCCCCUGUCCAGGGUCCCCAAGGAGCAUGGGGCUCCUCACCCUUCCUGGAUGUACAAACUUCUGAGCACAGAUAGAUGCUGAGCUACCCAAGCUGACAGGCAGAGCCUCUUAUUCAACAUCCUCCCAAGCCGAGACAGUUCUGGGUAUCCUAAGACCAAGGACGUGGGCAGACUGCUGGACUGCACUAAAGCUCUAAUCUCUCCAGCCAAAGCAUGCAUCUUAGCUGAGCCUUCUCCAAACCUCCCACGACAAGAAACCCCAUCUCUUUCAGAUUUCUCUUGGCAAUGUGCUUCCAAGUGCUCUGCUGAGGAACAAUGGGAAGUCUGCCCAGCAGAGGAAAAACGCUGCCAAGCCCAAGCUCAAGCCCUUCUGUCCGAGGCCAGGAACCUGCACCCAUGCAAGCAGAGAGAAGCAAGGCUGCCGUGGCCCUAGGCAGUUUCCCUGCAGGUGGGCAGGCUGAACAGUCGCUGAGACUGGGGGAACCAUUGACCGUCCUCUCUGAGAAUGGAGACUGGUGGACAGUGCUGUCAGAAGUCUCAGGCAAAGAGUACAGUAUCCCCAGCGUCCACGUGGCCAAAGUCUCCCAUGGGUGGCUCUAUGAGGGCCUGAGUCGGGAGAAAGCUGAGGAACUGCUGCUGCUCCCAGGGAACCCUGGAGGGGCCUUCCUCAUCCGGGAGAGCCAGACCAGGAGAGGCUGUUACUCACUGUCCGUCAGACUCAGCCGCCCUGCAUCCUGGGACCGGAUCAGACACUACAGGAUCCAAUGUCUUGACAAUGGCUGGCUGUACAUUUCACCACGCCUCACCUUCCCUUCCCUCCAAGCCCUGGUGGACCAUUACUCUGAGCUGGCGGAUGACAUCUGCUGCCUCCUCAAGAAGCCUUGUGUCCUGCAGAGGGCUAGCCCACUCCCUGCCAAGAACAUACCCCUACCUGUGACUGUGCAGAGGACACCACUCAACUGGAAGGAGCUCGACAGCUCCCUCCUGUUUUCUGAAGCAUCUGCUACAGGGGAAGAACCUCUUCUCAGUGAGGGUCUUCUGGAGUCCCUCAACUCCUACAUCUGCUUGACUGAGGAUACAUCUUGGGACGAUGUCAAGGCCCAAAGCAGAGGCCAAAAAGGAAACUAAGACUGCAGCACCUAGAACCCCAACCAGCUCACCUCGACUAAACACCCCUGAGACGAGGCUGACUAAGGGAGGCCUGGGUCACACGGGGUUCCUCAGCUCCUUCCUCUCUUGGUCCUAAGAAGUCACCCACCUCAUCCCAGUACCAUGACCCUAUCUGCAACCUCUCUAGUCCGAGUACAGAUAGUUGAGAACAGGGCAGUGCUCCAGAAAGAGUAAACUUCCCUGGUAUCUGACCUGGUGAGGUCCUGAGUUUAGGGCUUCCAGCACUGUCUUCAUCCCGUCUGUUGAUUCCCAUUCUACAUCCCCACUGUCGACUGGCCUCACCCACAGGGUAGCGAUUACCAUUAGCAUCAAGGAGAAAAAAAAAUAAUUUCAAGCAAAUUUACAAGUCUUACCACCAUACCUUAGAAGGUAGGGGUGUGGCCUAGAAGGAAAGGAGAGGGGACAGAUGGCUGUACCACAGCAGCAGAUCCUGGGUUGUCCAGCCUCCACCCAACCUCCAGAGCAAAUAGGACCUCUGACAAUCCAAGUCCUCAAAUGUCUUCCUUCCAUCAAGGCCCUUCUCUAGACAGCCCCAUCUCACAGAUCUCUAUUUCAUAUUGGUACUUAAUUUAAACCUGGCCAAGCUUUCCCAGCCAUACUGGCCUUGCCACCUUGUGGCCAAGUACAAAAUGACACUUCCUGAGCCUGACACUGCAGUGAGGCCAGUCACCUCUCAUGCUGGCCAGAGGCACCAGAAGGUGGUAAGCCUUCCCUCCACCAUACCAAGACAAUGCCACAGCCUAAAUCUACUCCAGCCCUUGAUUUCCCUGCUGCCCAUAAGGAGAAAGAGGGCCAGUGGGAGCUGCUAAGAAAUUAGGCAGAGGAAGAAAGAGCAGCGCUAAUGCUUCUACUGGGUCCUCAAGCUACAGGUAAAGUGGGAAAGGGUUUACCAGGUAUUGUCAACAAGUUCUCAAUUAAAGAUCUGAUUUAUUCAAGUAUCUGAAAACAUUCUACAAUGGAAACUGUUAUUAGGUGCUGCUCAUACUGUGCUAUGGGCCAUGCACAUACAGCCAUAUUGUUUCAGAAGACUUGAAAUGCCACUGAUAGUUUAAAAACUGUACACUUGAUAGAGAAUCGAGGAAGACAUUUUAAUGUUUCAUCCGAAUCCAUAGGUGCAUCAAGGUAAAUGACAGCUCCACUUGGCAAACGGCUGUUACAUGAUGGCAUCCAAGAAGAAAUGGUUGGUGAUGGACAAACUCAGAAAUGCUUCCCCCAAAGGUGAUGGUUCUUUAAAAAGUUUCAGGUCACAAUCCUUGCAGAAAACACUGAUGCCCAACACACUGAUUAGAGGUCCAGGAAACACAGGUCUUUUAGGUUCCAAGGGGCUGGGGUGCCCCAACAAUCAUGUUUCUGUGCUGUUAUUAGGAGGCUUCCUUUGGACUGGACAGGGAGGUGGGAGCUUGUACACCAUCAGUCAUAGUGAAUGGCAGUAUAAAAGAUGAUCCAAAUGAC
Messenger RNA from Nycticebus coucang (slow loris), 2705 nucleotides. RefSeq names its product Src like adaptor 2 (gene SLA2). Bases 399 to 1211 code for a protein of 270 amino acids. NCBI's taxonomy places the organism in Eukaryota, Metazoa, Chordata, Mammalia, Primates, Lorisidae. Gene Ontology annotation, molecular function: protein binding. The record is from RefSeq and is a predicted model, not a curated record. The transcript is spliced from 8 exons.